Molecule: messenger RNA, 3526 nt
Organism: Rhea pennata
Lineage: Eukaryota; Metazoa; Chordata; Aves; Rheiformes; Rheidae
Gene: ABCB10
Product: ATP binding cassette subfamily B member 10
Exons: 13
Coding region: 57-2201 (714 amino acids)
Biological process (GO): oligopeptide export from mitochondrion
Cellular component (GO): mitochondrial inner membrane
Molecular function (GO): ATP hydrolysis activity; ATP binding; ABC-type oligopeptide transporter activity
Source: RefSeq, a predicted model, not a curated record
GCCGACGCAGCGCCGCCGCCGCCGCCCGGCCGCGCCGUCCCGUCCCGUCCCGUCCCAUGGCGGGCUACGCGCCGCGCCUGCCCUGGCUGCUGCCGCUGCUGCGCCGCGCGGGGCCGCCCGCCGGGGCCUGGCCCGGGGCCGCGGCCCGCUGCGCCGCCGCCCUCCGCGCCCCGCGCCGCUCCGCCAGCAGGUGCGGGCCGCCCGCGCCGCCGCCGGGGCCGCCCGCGCCGCCGCCGGGGCCGGGGCCGGGGCCGGGGCCGGGGCCGGGCCGCCGCCGCCCGCCGCUCUGGGCGCCGAGCAGCGCCCCGCGCGCGCUGAGCGCCGCCGCCGCGGCCGGGGCCGGGGCCGGGCCGCCGCGGGGGGCGCCUGCCGCCGCCGCCCCCUGCUUCGAGGCGAGGAGGCUGCUGGCGCUGGCGCGGCCGGAGCGCGGCAGGCUGACAGCUGCUGUUGGCUUUCUGACAGUUUCCAGUGUCAUUACCAUGUCAGCCCCUUUCUUUCUGGGGAAAGUUAUUGACAUUAUUUAUACAAAUCCCAGUGGAGACUUCACUGACAGUCUGACCAGCCUCUGUGCCUUACUGAGUGGGAUCUUUCUAUGUGGUGCUGCUGCUAAUGCUACACGUGUCUACCUCAUGCAGACUGCAGGACAAAGAAUUGUGAAACGUUUGCGAGCAACUAUGUUCUCCUCUAUUCUAAAGCAAGAAACCGCUUUCUUUGACAAGACCAGAACAGGAGAGCUGAUAAACCGCUUAUCUUCAGAUACAGCCCUCUUGGGCCGUUCGGUGACUGAAAACCUUUCUGACGGGCUCAGAGCAGGAGCGCAGGCAUCCGUGGGGAUUGGGAUGAUGUUUUUUGUGUCUCCUAACCUGGCUGCAUUUGUUUUGAGUGUUGUGCCACCCUUGGCUGUUGUGGCUGUGAUUUAUGGAAGAUACUUGCGAAAACUUACUAAGGUGACCCAGGAUUCCCUAGCAGAAGCAACACAGUUAGCUGAAGAGCGCAUUGGAAACAUAAGAACAGUUCGAGCUUUUGGGCAAGAAAUGGCUGAAAUGGAGAAAUAUAGAAGCAAAGUCGAUUAUGUACUACAGUUGGCUAAAAAAGAGGCACUAGCUCGGGCAGGCUUCUUUGGAGCAACUGGGCUUUCUGGAAACUUAAUUGUCCUCUCCGUCCUGUACAAAGGAGGGUUACUGAUGGGCAGUGCCUACAUGACAGUUGGUGAACUCUCUUCUUUCUUAAUGUAUGCUUUCUGGGUUGGAAUAAGCAUUGGAGGCCUAAGUUCCUUUUAUUCUGAACUAAUGAAAGGAUUAGGUGCUGGUGGACGUCUGUGGGAGCUUAUUGAAAGGAAGCCCCAACUUCCAUUUAAUGAGGGAAUCAUAUUAAGCAAAGACACAUUCAAAGGUGCUUUGGAAUUCAAGGAUGUUGAGUUUGCAUACCCAACACGUCCAGAAACAUCCAUUUUCAAAGAUUUUAGCCUCUCCAUUCCAGCUGGCUCUGUUAUGGCUCUGGUUGGCCCAAGUGGUGCAGGGAAAUCAACUAUUGUAGCCCUCCUGCUGAGGCUGUAUGAUCCUAUCUCAGGUAUUAUCACUGUUGAUGGCUUUGAUAUCCGCCAGUUAAAUCCACUGUGGUUCAGGACAAAAAUUGGAACAGUGAGUCAGGAACCAAUUCUGUUCUCCUGUUCUAUUGCUGAAAAUAUUGCCUAUGGUGCAGAGGAUCCUUCUACUGUGACUGCAGAAGAGAUUCAGAAAGUUGCAGAAAUAGCUAAUGCUGCUAAUUUUAUCAAAGAUUUUCCAAAAGGAUAUGACACUGUAGUUGGCGAAAAAGGCAUUCUACUUUCAGGUGGACAAAAGCAACGAAUUGCGAUUGCUCGAGCUCUACUCAAGAAUCCUAAAAUUCUUCUGUUAGAUGAAGCAACAAGUGCGUUGGAUGCUGAAAAUGAAUACCUAGUGCAAGAAGCUCUAGAUCGGCUAAUGGAGGGGAGGACAGUCUUAAUUAUUGCUCAUCGUCUGUCUACUAUUCAGAAUGCUGAUUUUGUUGCAGUUCUUGGCCAGGGCAAAAUUAUUGAAUGUGGAAAACAUGAGGAACUACUUGCAAAUCCACAUGGACUUUUCAGGAAAUUAAUGCAAAAGCAAGCUUUUCUUCAGAAUAGUGAUCCUUUUGCAUUAGACAUACAAUCCAGAGAAAAGGAUGUAUUAGAAAAAAAUAUAUGAGAGAAUGUAUGAAUUAUGAAAGCUUAUAACUACAAAGGAUAUAACUUAUGUUUCAGUUAUGUAAAGUAAAUGUUAUAUUUUUCCAAAAUGUACAAAAUAUCCUUUUGAAACUUAAAUGUGUUUAAACUUUUUAUUGAAAGCUUUUUAAUAAGUAUUAUAACUUUUUAAAAUGUCUAUCACAUUGAGAUCAUUUCAUUUCUGCCCUAUGUUGUCUUGAGACCAUUUAGAAUCUUCUUUCCUAUGAUGCGCUGUAUGAUGCUGUGCUGCAUUCUCAAGUAUGUUCAGUACAUUAAGGGUAAUUAAACAACAGAAUCUGAUCAUUUUGAUCUUGCUGUCUCCUCCCUUAUCAAGGAACUCUUGUCUUCUGUGCUCGUCACUCGUUUUAAAUAACUGGAAGUCAAAAAGGCGUGCCACGAAUGUUCUCUGAAAGUUCUGUUGCUGACUUCCACUGCAUCAUCUUUCAUUAUCAUUUUGCUCAGAAAUGGAAAAGUUGAUUAUGAUCACCACCUGCAGUAACUGUAGAGAAUUACAUGAGAGAACUCGUUUUUAUUAAAGAGUAUAGAAGUAUAAGUUGGAGAACUCUUAAAAACUUUUUUUUGUCCUUUAAAUAUAUGGACAAAGAAAAUGUAUUUUUUACUGACUAUUAGUUCAGCAUAGGAAAAUCUGAAAUUUGCAUGCAUUUUUCUUCCCUUCUCUAUUCUGCCAGUUCUUUAGUUUCACUCCCCUCCCAAGAUGAUCUCCAAAAGAGCAUAUUCUUAUCUAUGUAUGUUUUUGUCUUUUUUGCUUGAGGCAUAUAUAAGUGUGUUUUCACUGUUAUUUAAAAGUUCAUUCAUAGAAAUUCCUUUUUUUUUCCUAACUCCCUUGUCUCACCUUUUCAAGGACAACUAGUGAAAUAAAUAACAUAAUGUUAAUUUGAAUAACUGCAGGAGGCAGUGUUUGGCAUUGAAGAACAAGCUCCAUAUUUGUAAAUUUAAAAAGCCUCUUCAAUAAAAUCUCCCUUUAUCCUUUCUGAAGAUUUAAAACCCCAAAAUGUCAUUCUAAAAGGCAGGAAACCUUACCAUUUCUAUUCUCAUCUAUUGUAGGAAAUCUACUUGUUGCUGAAAAAAAUCUGUUGGCAAUAGAUGAGAUACCUGCUGUGGGGCAAACUUAAAAUGUUUCUCUAAUGUGCCAAUCCAAGCACUGGGUGGAACAUGGUGAAAACACACAAAAGAUCCCUGUGCUAUUGAAUGAAAAUAAAAUUACAUGCAGAUUCAAAUGUAUCAUCUGAUACAUUUCAUUACAGUGUUACCAGCAGCAGAGAUUGUAUUAAAGAUAUGUCAAAAAUA